Asterias rubens (European starfish) is the source of this 900-nucleotide messenger RNA. RefSeq lists its product as uncharacterized. The transcript has a single exon. The record is from RefSeq and is a predicted model, not a curated record. The coding region runs from base 1 to 900 and encodes 299 amino acids. Gene Ontology annotation, biological process: DNA integration. NCBI's taxonomy places the organism in Eukaryota, Metazoa, Echinodermata, Asteroidea, Forcipulatida, Asteriidae. Gene Ontology annotation, molecular function: nucleic acid binding.
AUGGAUUUCUGUGGACCGCUACCAACAGGGGAAUACCUUAUGGUCAUCAUGGACGAGUACUCUAGAUACCCAAACGUUGAAAUUGUGAAGUCCGUAUCUGCAAACAUAGUUAUCCCUGUUUUGGACAAAGUACUGUCAACAUUCGGCUGCUGCAAAGUAAUCAAAACCGACAAUGGCAGCCCAUUCAACUCGCACGCUUUCGCGAAAUUCGCAGAACACAGCGGUUUCAAACAUCGCCGCAUCACACCUCACUGGCCGCGGGCCAACGCACAGGCUGAGGCAUUCAACAAACCGCUGAUGAAACUUGUUCGUACUGCUCAUCUUGAACACAAAUCUUGGAGGCAGGAGCUUUACAAGUACCUUCGGCAGUAUCGAGCCACACCACACCCAUCCACUGGGUUCACGCCAUACCAACUAAUGUUCGGACGCAAGCCACGCACACGACUCCCACAGAUCGACCUAAACAAUCCAUCUACAUUAGAUCAUCAAGCUCGCGUGAACGACGAGCAGGCAACAUCCACGCAGAAACGCUACGCCGACAUUCGUUUGAAUACCCGACAAAACGACAUCGCAGUCGGUGACACUGUCCUUGUGAAACAUGACACUAAAUCAUCCAAACUCUCCACACCAUUUGACCCCCAGCCAUACAGUGUCACCGCAAGGAAAGGCAGCAUGAUCACUGCCUCUACAAAUGGCCACAACAUCACUCGGAAUUCCUCACGUUUUAAGGGCAUUCCCUCAGACUCCAACAACAGCUACCGACGCGAUUACAUUGAAGAGGAGAAGGAUUACACUCCACCUAACACCCCCGACAUCACAGCAGAAACACCGCCUUCAGUGCCACCUACCAUACCAGCACAAUCAACCGACUCGCAUUCGCAAAACCCCCAAAUAUCUUGA